AUGAAUAUUUUAAGGCGAAUUCUCCCCGUUUCACUACAUUUAUCGAAAUGUGUAUCAACAGUCAGCACACAGCAAACAAUUGCUCUUCUCCAAAGGAAAAUGUCGCCUUCGGUAAGAGCGAUUUCCACGACGGUUCCGCGGGCUGAAUUGAUGGAAUUUUUCGACGACAAAAAGCACUGGGGGGAACAGGAAGUAAAACAUGGCCGUGGAUGGACGAAGGAUGAUCUGCGGAUCAAGUCGAACAGCGAUCUGCACCAGCUGUGGUUUGUACUGCUGAAGGAACGCAACAUGCUAUUAACGAUGGAACAUGAAUGCAAGGAAAAAAUGGAACUAUUUCCCAGUCCGGAACGGUUAGAUAAGGUCAAAGAAUCGAUGGAUAAUCUGGAAGAGGUGGUUCGAGAGCGAAAUCGUGCAUACCACGAACUAGAAACCGGACAGACGGGUGAACGGCCGGGAAUGGUCGUCCCAAACGAGCUCGGCAUAAAUUUCUACUAUCGUGCAUUUGAGCAUGUGAUUCCCAAGAACGCUAACUCCAAGUGGAACAAACGCCACAAGUUUACCUAUGGUGGACAUGCAGUGAGGAAAUUUUUGCUCCUGUAUCGCGAACGGUUGUACAACGAAAAGCGAAAACUACGCAACCGGGAACGCAACGAGGUGGUCCAUCUUUUGCGCCGAUUCCCCAACAUCGAUCGGGAAACGCUGGCCCAACGGUUUCCUUCGGUGAACGUGGAGAAGCUGUACAAGUUGGAUAAAAUUCGCUAG
This is a messenger RNA of Anopheles marshallii, 762 nucleotides long. It is a transcript of the gene mRpL47, whose product is annotated as 39S ribosomal protein L47, mitochondrial. The coding region runs from base 1 to 762 and encodes 253 amino acids. Gene Ontology annotation, cellular component: mitochondrial ribosome; mitochondrial large ribosomal subunit. Gene Ontology annotation, biological process: mitochondrial translation. The transcript has 3 exons. The record is from RefSeq and is a predicted model, not a curated record. Lineage: Eukaryota; Metazoa; Arthropoda; Insecta; Diptera; Culicidae. Gene Ontology annotation, molecular function: structural constituent of ribosome.